This is a messenger RNA of Triplophysa rosa, 7582 nucleotides long. It is a transcript of the gene fam184aa, whose product is annotated as family with sequence similarity 184 member Aa. The record is from RefSeq and is a predicted model, not a curated record. Lineage: Eukaryota; Metazoa; Chordata; Actinopteri; Cypriniformes; Nemacheilidae. The transcript is spliced from 17 exons. Bases 585 to 3932 code for a protein of 1115 amino acids.
UUUGCAUUUGAGGCCAUUUGAUCGUUUUCGAGUUUUUUUUACAGAUCUGGCAAAUCUACCCUACAUGUUUCUUACAUAAAUACAAUACACAUUACAUUACGUAUUUGCGGCAGAAGUACUGCCUUAAAAUGAGACAGCGGUGUGAGGUAACCGAUGCGCUCGCGCAUUACUGACCUAACAGCUCUUACGUCAUCGUUUACAACUCUCUCACUUACUCUUUCUUUCUUUCUCUCUCACUUCUCUCCUCACUCUCCACAUCUCUCUCACUCCUGCUCCGCAUACGCCAGCAUGUGAUGAGGCAGCCCAUUGUCGUGCAUGCGUUCACUAAAAGACACAAAUAACAUGCCUUCGCACGCGCCCCACGCAUCGAGAUAAGCAAAUGCCAGUCGUUCGGAAUACUGAAAUCUUCUUGAAUGUUGAACAUACAACCCUUUCAUCGGUGCUCUCAAAUGCAGUGAUUGACAUGUGGGUGAGGAAUAGCACGCUCGAUCUGGAUGGAUUCAUACGGAUGACCGGUGCGGCUAUGUCGCAGCAUCAUCCUUAACCCACUCGCGGGGAUCUUUUUUUCGUUACGGUACGUGAAGAUGGCGACGGGAACGGGAUGGCACCAGACGUACAGCGCAGCUCCAGGCAACAAUGCUCCUGCUGCCUCUGGAACAGGGACCAGUCCAUCUUCUACAUCCAGCAAUCUGCUGUACGAUUCUGCUCUGAGCAUGGAGUACACUCAAGACCUGCACCUGAAGAUGAGUAAAAAAAUAGCACAACUCACUAAGGUCAUUUAUGCCCUCAACACGAAAAACGACGAGCACGAAGACGCGAUUCAGUCUCUCAAGGAGGCUCACGACGAUGAGGUGCAGCACAUCCUGACAGAGACUCGAGAGAAGAUCCUCCAAUACAAGAGCAAGAUCGGAGACGAGGCCGACUUGAAACGCCGCCUGCAGUCCCUGGAGGAAUCCGUGGAACUGCACGAGCACAUGAAACGUCAAGCCCUGGCCGAAUUCGAGAUGUAUCGCCAGCGCAUGGAGGACACGCAGCUGUGCACGGAGGCCCAGCACACGCAGCGCGUGGUCUCCAUGUCCCGCGAGGUGGAGGAAAUGCGGCACGAGUUCGAGGAGAAGCUGCGCUCUUUCAGCCAGGUGCAGGCUCAGUUCGAGCAGGAGAAACGGCGGGCGUUGGUGGAGCUCAAGUCUUCCCACCAGCAGGAGGUGGAGGAGCUGCUGGAAAGCCAGCAGAACCAGAGCGCGUCCUCCAGUCUGGAGCAGGAGAAGCUGGCGGACCUGCACCGCACCGAGCUGGAGUCGCUGAUGGAGCGCGUGGAGGAGCUGACACAGGACAAGGUCCGGCUGGUGGAGGAGUAUGAUGCUAAGCUGAGCAAGGCCCAGGCGUUCUAUGAGCGUGAGCUGGAGGCCAUGAGGCGGACGCAACAGCUCACGACAGAGAACCUGCUGGCCUGGAAGAGGACGGAGGUGGAAUUAAGAAAGGAGUUUCAGGUGCAAGAGGGAGCGCUUCAGAGGACGCUGUGCAAGCUCCGUGCUGAAUUACACAGAGCUCAGGAGGUGGCGCGAGAGAGCAGAGACAAAACCAACAGACUGCAGGCGUCUCUCAACAAUGCGGAGGUCACGAUCAAGGAGUUACACAAGCAGCUGGAGGAGGUGAUACAGGACGGCGAGAUUUGGGUGAUGCAGCUUAAGGACACAGAAUAUGAGCUGGAGGGAAGCAGGGACCGAGUUCAGCAGCAGGCCAAUGAAAUUCUUCACAAAGCUAGUCAAAUCGGCUCUCUUCAAGCGACCCAAAUGAGCCAUGAGGCCACUAUCAGGGAUCUAGGCUCCGAGCAGAACCGUCUGAAGGAGAAGAUCCUACAGCUGGAGGAGGAAAGAGAGGGUCUUCAGAAACAGAUGCACACACUUGAAGAACAACAGCACCAGAAGAUCUUCAAUUUAGAGAAGUCGCUCCGUGAGGAAAAGCAGAACUACGAGAUGGAGCUGGCACAUGUCAGGGCCAAAUACGAGGAGGAAACGUCUCGUCUAAAAGAAAGCCAUACGGAUUCCGUAGAAGAACUACAGGAGAAACACACAGUCCAGCAGGAGAGCGCACGUAAUGCCGCAGAGAGAGAGAAGAGCCAGUUACUCAAUGAGAUGAGACAACAGUUUGAGAUUCGAUGUCUGUCAUUGGAGGAGCAGAGGAACCACCUGCAGCAACAGUUGGAGACCAUACGGGAGGAACUUACUACUAAGCUGAAUAUGGCCAACCAAGAGGUGGCUCAUCUGAAGGAUCUUGUCAAAGAGAGCGAAGAAAAUCUAGAUAGCGCUGAGAGCCACAUCUCCUGUCUUAAAGACAGCCAGGAAAAGCUUCUCAUCGAGCUGGACGUCACCAGGGCGAGAGUGAGAGAGACAAGCAACCUUCUCACAGACCUACAAGAGGAGAUCGAAACCCAGAAACAGCAACACGAGGCUCGGAUCAUCGCCGUCAAAACGGAGGAGAAGCAGAAGAUGGACAAAAUCACGGAGGAGCUGGACCUGAAGUGGACCGACGCUCUGAGAGCCGAGCUGAAGGGUAUGCGAGAGGAGCUGACAGCCGAGUAUCAGGCAGAGAAACAGGUGGCACUGACGCAACUUUCCCAACAGAGAGAUCUGGAGAUGAUGGCAGCCAGAGAGAGCUGGCAGAGGAAGGUGGAGGACCUUUUGGAACAGAUCUCUCUGCUGAAGCAGAGCCUGGAGCUUCAGAUGUCGCAGUCGAAAAACGCUCUGCAGCAGUUGCAGGCGCAGUUUAGCCAGGAGCGCGAGCACCUGGCGCAGCAGCUGCAGGAGCUGGCGCUGGAGCAUCAGCACAGAGAGUGCCGCCUGCAGGAGGUCCACUGCUGCGCCCUGCAGGAUAUGGAGGACGCGCAACAGAUGGAGCUCAGGGACCUGGAGGACCGUAUGAAGCAGGAACAGAGGGAAGAGUUGCACGCUUUGCGAGAUGCUCACAGACAGACCCUGGAGAUCCUCCGGCAACAGUCAGAGCAGGAGCUGCAGACCUUACGCUUUGAGCUGGAGGAUGAGGGCAAAGCCAUGCUGGCUUCCUUGCGGUCAGAGCUCAAUCAUCUUCAUGCCACUGCCAUUGAACAUCUGAGACAAAUGCAUCUGAAGGAGAACAAGGCCGCCAAACGAGAGCUGGACAACACUAUUGAGCGCUGCAAAGAACACGAGCAAGAUCUCUUUGGGCGUAUGUCUGACCUACAGCAGGAGGUGAACUGUAGAAAGAACCGGAUUGCUGAUCUGGACCAUGAAAUCCACACUCUUAAUGAGACCAUCAGCACUUUGACCAAGGAACUGGAACUUAAAGGGAAAGAAGUUCUGCGUGUUCGCAGUGAGGCAAACAUACACAUCAGGGCUCAUGAACAGGACCUUUCUAAGCGACUGGAGAGGGAGAUUGAAGAGCUGAACGCGACCCACAACCGAGAGACCCAGAUCAUGCUGUCAGAUUUUAACAAAGCUCAAGAGCUGCUAAAAGACAAGAUCUCUGCUCUGCAGAUUCUAUUGGAAGGAACGGAGGAGAAGUUCAGGAACAGAGAGAGCAGACCAGAAGAUCUCCAGGUGAUCGCUGACCUGCGAGAAAUGGUGUGUGAGAGAGAAUCUCUGGUGAAGAAGCUUGUGGAUGACAAGAAGUUUUAUCAGCUGGAGUUGGUGAAUCGAGAGCCUGGCUUCAACAAAGUGUUCAACACCAAUCCUAAUGUUGGGGUCAUAAACCCCCUUAUAAAGCAUAAGAGUAGAAAACCUGCAAACGAUCUUGCCAGCUCUCCGAGCCCAAGUGAAGGGGCAACGGGCAGGUCCGUUCCUUCUUCCUGCCUUGAGUCAUUCCCCAACUCCCCCAUUCACCACCCUGAGCUCAGGUCUAGCAAAGCUCAACCCCCUCCGACCCCUCCGCCUCAGGCCGACUCCGCUCGGAGGUGAGACGCGCCUCGCCGUUUGACGUUCUUGUCUUCACAUACCGUACGAGAGACAUGCUUAAACCACAGAGCUGUCUGCCAUUGGUUGGAUCACACGGUCUCAGUCCCGUGCUGCAGUCGCAGAACCGUCAGUCUGUCUGUUGACGUUUUGAUGCGAGAACACAGCCGUGUGUGUCCCGAGUGAAUUGUGGAUAUGCUUGUCUCACUUUUUAGUGCAUCUCUAUGGGUAAACGGCACACACAGUUUGUAUCCAAUCCUAUUAUUUUAAUAUGCAUGGUAAAUCAUGCAUAUUAAUUCUGUCCGAUGUGUGUGUGUUGUGUACAGUUGACGUUUAUUGAAUAAUCACAAAACUGCACCGUUGAGACUGAAAAAGGACUGAAAUUUCACAAACUGUGUGUGAUCACACAAUGGCAUUGUAAAGCCAGAGCGAGCAUGCGGUUGAUCUCAUGACAUCAUCACACAUGCCUUCAAGAACACAUGAAUGUGGCCCGCCCAUUAGCUGUAUUCCAUCCUUUACAUUUCAUGCAUAUGUUGUUUUUGUGGUUUUAAAAUGAGCUAUUCAAAUGAUCUCCAGAUAUCUGUGGUAUUCCUGAUGUUCUUUUCCAAGUUACUGUACGUGGCGGCAGUCUUGCACAAAGCUUCGGGCUGAGGGAUAAUGUUAGUCAGCACUGGCACUGCCCCAUAUUUUAUUUAUCGUUUAGAGGAAAUACAAGUUCAGCAUGACUGCUUGGUGCCUGGGGUUAAUUCGAUGCUUGACCAGAGUAGCACAGCUUUCUAUUGGUCAAUCUGCGAUAUUUACUUGUCACAUUAUAGGAUUGUUCCUGCUGUCACCCAAAACAAAAUGAGACCUGACUUAAAAAAAUACUGCAAAAGGGAAAUACUGAAAAUAAACUGGCCUGAAGAAGUGUUUUGGACACUCAAGCCACACUUCUUUGCAUCUGAACCAAAUGCCAUAUAAACAUAAUGCUGCAUUGUUUUACAGAUUUAAAGGGAUAGAGCUGAAAAAUGAAAAUUCUUUCAUUUAUUCACUCUCAUGUCAUUCCAAACCUUUAUACAUUUAUUUUCUCUGCAGAACACAAAGGAAGAUGGUAACAAAACAACAUUGACCCCAUUGAUUUCCAUUAUGGAUCAAAACCACUAAGACAUUUCUCAAAAUAUCUCAUUUUGUGUUCCACAGAAGAAAGAGUCAUACAGGUUUUGAACAACAUGAGGGAAAAAUUACAACAGAAUUUAUGUCUGAACUAUUCCUUUCAUUUCUCUUUACAUUAGUUUUUUUCAAGACGUUUUAACAACUGGCCUUAAGGUCACUCUAGUGGAUAUAUACUUUAAGUUUCAGUCAAAUCGGACUGUUUUGGGUUAAAAACAAAUCGAAAAACAAUUUUUUGCAUGCAUUUUGACUUUUUUCCCGUUUUGGUUUUUCACAAAUACAGUAUAUCAAUCGUUUUAUCUUUUAAAACCCUACAAACAUCUUAUUUUUACAUUUUGCCUAUAAAGUGUGCUUAUGCGGUUUCCGUAAAUGAUACUUGGUGUUGUAUUUUGUUACUAUGAGCCAAAUUAACUAAACAGGGCAGAAUAGCGCGAGAGCGCUAUUUCAAAAAAGCACCAAUGGGAGUGGAAAUGUCUGCGGGUGAUUUACUAACAAGGCGCACAUUAAAAACCACAGUUGCAAUAUCUCAUUCCCAUAAUAACCAACGCAAUCUCUACCAAGAGGAGCGCAAAUUAGCGCAGGAAGGUGCGAUAGUUUUUACUUCCGUAUUUUGUCACAUUUCCGAGUGAAAUUGAAUUUCGAAUGAGAAAAAUAGUGGGCGUGGCUUUCGUCUUUCUCUGCGAUUUGAUUGGAUGUAUAAAAACAAUCGUUGCAUUUUGAAAUGGAACUGGCAGCAGACUGACAGUUGAAGGGGAGGAGUUAACGGAUGCUCCGCCCAAGCCGUCUAGCAUACGUCAUUUAAAGUGGACAGUUAUUACAGGACCGAGGUGCAUUUUCAGAUUUUAAUUGAAGAUUAUGAGGGCACACAAAUUUUAAAAAGAGAAUGACCCACAUUGACAAACUAUUUACAAUAAACGUAAAUAAAUAGACAUUGUAAUAUUUAAUUUCACUUGGACUUUAAGACAUGCUUUUUUGGGGGAGUUAAAUAAAGCCAAAAAUACCAGUACAAUGACGAGCGCAAACCUUAGAAAAGUAAAUCACAUUGCAUGAUUCAUUUAAAUCAUCUCCUCCCACAAAGUUAGCAUCUGAAGAGGAAACUCCUAUGCAAUAAGGUCAGUCGCAAAAACAGCUGUGUCCAUACCUUUUGGUGUCUUUAGUAAAUACCGACAGUAGUUUUUUUACAUCAAAAGAGCCAUUUGCGCUGCCGCAAUCUGGCCCCAAAUCUAAUGCAAUUACAUUCAUACACAUUUACAGUAAAUGUGGCUUGAUUGUGCAAAAUACCUUUUAGGGCCGCUGUGUACAUAAUGCAUCAUAUCAAGACAAGCGUGGAGUCUUUGACUAGAAUGUUAUCUUUAAAGUUGCAGUAGUGUGAUUGGUGUUUGAUUUCUGUGUGUUCUGUACAGCCCUCUUGAGUCUGAGGACGCAACUGUAGCACCAAAAGAAGAGGAACCACAAGAGCUAUUUUCACAGUACUUCUCCUUUUAAAGUUUUCAAGACACUCAACUAAAGAGCAUGUAAAACUGCGGUUUUCAAUAGUUCAUUGUCAGUCCUCGGUAUUUCACUGUGAUUUUUGUUAUUUUCCCUUUUUGAUAUAGGCAUUUAUUCAAUAUAAAAUAAGAUGCACAUUCAUUUCAUAUUAUAUUAAUAGAUAUGUCUUUUCUGGAUGGACUGAAACUGUUGGAAUACCAAUGUCUUGCCAGUUUUGACAAUAAAUCUCACAAACACGCAUAUCUGUAUUGGGCCGUCUUGUUACAAACGACACAUCAUCAACUGCAAAAAAACAGGUAGUAUCUUAUAUAUAUUAUGUAUGCCAAACACGUUUUUAAAACAUCUUACGUGGAAAUUUGCAUCUUUUGUUGGGUGGUAGUUUUACAAGCAUAGUAAAAAGUGUUUUUGGUACUUGAAAUAGCCUACUAUUUUAAGUGCUUUUUAAUAUGCUGCAAUUUCAAAGACUUCAAGGAAGACUACUCUGACUACUUGAGUUUCAUUUAAUCUUUUAGAACAUAUAAAAACAUUUUGCCGAUUUAAAAAUAUCCAUAUAACCUCUAUAUUUGUACUUUAUGAUAAUUUUCACAGCAAGUGUAAGAGACAUCAAUAUGUUAAAUGUACAAGCUAGUUUACAUCAGUGUCCACAUGCUUUUCUCUGUGCAUUAUAUAGGAUUUCUGAAGCUAGACUAUUCAUUUUGCAUUUCAACUAAACAAUUACAAAGAAAAUGUUUUGGACAUCAGUGUAAAAUACAUUUUCAGCCUCACAAGAGUUAAUGUUUUCUAUGUCAUUCUGCUUUUGUGAACAACUUCCAGCCUUUUGUUAGCAUACAGGCCUAUUUCUAUGUACAGUAUAUGCAUGUGUGUAACUCAUUGACAUUUAGAGGUCAAAUAUAUUGUUGCAACAAAGGUAAAUAGAGAAAGAUCAGUGCAAUCAUUUCAGCAAAUUGACACGUGUCGCAUCAUCAGGAGGACAUUCAGUUUCCCAAAACUGUCCAAGAUCUUGGCCGGUUGUCGUCUUU